AUGAGCGUCCACUCGCUCGACUAUGCGCAGCAUGGCAAUAUGCUUGAACCGCUUCCAAACCUUGACCUCGAAGCUGGACGUCACUCGCCCACCUCCCUCACGGAACGAUCCCCAAACAGAAGAGAUGGGUCAUUCGUAGACGCGAACGCGUUCACCACUGCCGCACGGGUCAACUCCACCGACACAGCCAAACGUCGCAUGCGACGCUCGAACACGGCGCGCUCCUACCAUCCUGAAGGCUUUACCCAGGACUCGACUUGGCAGCCCGGAACCGAACCUGGUAUUGAUCCAACCAAAUCCCUUCCCGCCUCGAGCGCAGAAUGGGCAUCGAACGUGCCCAGCGACCUACACCGGGAGUGUGAAAUUACAGUGGUGGAUUUUUCGCAGAAUGAAAUGCGGCAGUAUGAGCUGGACAACGGAUCGCUGGAACAGUUUCUGGCGCGUGAGCAGGAGCCAUGGGUGCAGUGCCGAUGGAUCAAUGUGAACGGUCUAAGCUGGGAUGUGAUCAAAAUCCUUGGAAACCAUAAGAAGCUGCAUCGGCUUGCGAUCGAAGACGUGGUUCACACAACGAACCGAACGAAAGCCGAUUGGUACUCUGACCAUGUUUUUGUUGUGCUGGCAUUGCAAAAAUUGGUCAAGCUGCAAGACGACAAAAAUGACUCGGAUGACGACGACGCCUCGGAUGGCAAAUUUAAGGAAAGGUCUGGGUCUGUGGCAAGUGACAAAAGUUCGGUGUCUAUCAAACGGCCUACCAAGCGAAACCUCAUUCUGGACGCUCUCAAGGACCUCUUCCGGUUCAAGCGAGCGCCGCAUGAAGAGCGCGAAGGCAAAAUUCACGUCGGAGCUAGUGUUCGCCCUGGUCCACGCAGGCAGUCAUCAAAGCAUACGUCCCACUUUGGAGAUUUGUCUUCGACUAAAGGACGUACUGCCAGAACUCUACAGCGAUAUCGUGGGGGUCCAAAUGAAGGCCGAAUUGAGUUCAUGGAACGUCAUGCUGUGUUGGCCGCCAAAAACCUAUGUGUCACACUGGAGCAAGUUUCAAUCUUUUUGAACGCUGACAACUCUGUGACGUCCUUCUUUGAAAGUAGUGCCGAUGAUAUAGAAGCUCCUAUUGUUCGGCGCUUAAGUUCCCCCGAGACGAUUCUGCGACAAUCCUGCGAUGCAAGCAUGCUCAUGCAAGCCAUCCUUGAUGCUAUUAUCGAUCUUGCUCUUCCAGUAACCAUGGCCUACCAAGAUGCCAUUGGCGACCUCGAACUUGAAGUCUUGACUGAUCCGGAUAUCGAUCAAUCCAAGAGCUUAUACAUCCUGACGUCUGAAAUCUCGGUACUGCGUAAUUCUAUGCAGCCCAUUGUCGCCGUGAUUAAUGCGCUUCGAGAUCAUCGAUCCCAACCCAUUGGUACACCUGGACUCGGAGUCGUCCGCAGUAGCCCUAAGAGCCAAAGUACUGCGACUGACGAUCCAUACUAUGAUCAAGACGAUGAUCCACGAAUCGAAAUUGCGACGCCAAAUUUGAAGAGCGCCAGCGGUUCGACUGUGACGAUAAGUCACAUGUGUCAUACCUACCUGGGUGAUGUUUUGGAUCACUGUAUUACUAUCGUGGAAGGAUAUGAUCAAAUGCGACGUGCGGCAGAUAACAUGAUUGAUCUCAUUUUCAACACUAUCGGUGCCUACCAAAACGAAAGUAUGAAGCAGCUCACAAUCGUCACUUGUCUGUAUCUCCCCAUGACGUUCUUGACGGGCUAUUUUGGAAUGAAUUUCACUGACUUUGCUGGCAUUAACAACAGCGACUCUUAUUUCUGGAAAAUUGCUAUUCCUUUCGUGUUUGUGACAACUUGCUUAUUGAUGCGUGACAAGAUUCAGCGUACAGCUGUCAUGCUCGCUCAGAAGCGUCUUAUUACUAGCUCCAGGAAACAGCGACAAGGGCGAAAGGAGAUGUAA
Messenger RNA from Penicillium pulvis, 1938 nucleotides. Its product is annotated as putative CorA family metal ion transporter. Gene Ontology annotation, biological process: transmembrane transport; metal ion transport. NCBI's taxonomy places the organism in Eukaryota, Fungi, Ascomycota, Eurotiomycetes, Eurotiales, Aspergillaceae. The transcript has 5 exons. The record is from RefSeq and is a predicted model, not a curated record. Gene Ontology annotation, molecular function: magnesium ion transmembrane transporter activity; cobalt ion binding; magnesium ion binding. Bases 1 to 1938 code for a protein of 645 amino acids. Gene Ontology annotation, cellular component: membrane.